GGACCGACUCGAUCGAUUUUAUUAUAUGGUACUGAUCAGAUCACCAAACUAAUUCCGGUUCAAUAAUAAACUUGGUCUUAUGACUGAAGAAAUCUCAGUGGAAAACUCAAAUUCCGGUUAGACUAUUUUUGCGGAUAUCCGAAAACUCAAAUCCAAACCAGCAAAAACGCAAAAAAAAAAAAAAAAAUUAUAUUUCUUUUGAAAAUUUAUGGAGAUAGUUUUUCUUAUAGCCAAAUAUAUAUAGUUUCUUCUUAUUUGUCAAAAAAAAAAAAGUUUCUUCCCAAUGAGCUUCUCUGCAACGUCCUCAAUUGCCUUGGGCGGUGGAUCCCCUGAGGCUUCUGCUGCCAAAAUCACCUCAAAGCGUCCGAAAUAUUCAAGAUUUACACAACAGGAGCUUCCAGCAUGCAAACCAAUUCUUACUCCAAAAUGGGUGAUUCUGACCUUUCUUGUCUCCGGGGUUGUCUUUAUCCCUCUCGGAGCGAUUUGCCUGUUUGCGUCUCAGGGUGUCAUCGAAAUUGUUGAUCAAUAUGACAUAGACUGCAUUCCAUUAUCCUUUAGAGACAACAAAGUGAGGUACAUACAGGGCAUAGAAGAUAAGAGGUGUAACAGAACAAUAACGGUGACAAAAACUAUGAAGAAUCCUGUCUAUGUAUAUUACCAGCUUGAGAACUAUUACCAAAAUCAUCGACGGUAUGUGAAAAGUCGACAAGAUGGACAAUUGAGAAGUCCAAAAGAUGAAAACGAUGUGAAAUCAUGUGCGCCAGAGGAUACAGUAGGUGGUGAACCUAUUGUCCCUUGUGGUCUUGUUGCUUGGAGUUUGUUCAAUGAUACUUAUGACUUCACUAGAAACAACCAAAAACUAUCUGUGAAUAAGAAAGACAUCUCAUGGAAAAGCGAUAGAGAUUCAAAGUUUGGUAAAAACGUCUUCCCCAAAAAUUUCCAGAAAGGAUUUCCCAUCGGCGGUAAAAGUCUUGAUCCAAAGAUUCCAUUGAGUGAGCAAGAAGACUUAAUAGUGUGGAUGAGAACUGCAGCUCUACCAAUAUUUAGAAAGCUGUAUGGUAAAAUAGACACUGAUCUUGAAGCUGGAGAUACCAUAAACGUGUUGUUGCAGAACAAUUACAACACUUAUAGUUUCAAUGGAAAGAAAAAGCUUGUGCUAUCUACCACUAGCUGGCUUGGUGGAAGAAAUGAUUUCCUUGGGAUUGCUUAUUUAACUGUUGGUAGCAUAUGCUUGUCCUUGGCUGUUUUCUUCUCCGUCCUGUAUCUAGCAAAGCCAAGGCAACUGGGAGAUCCAUCUUACUUGUCAUGGAACAGGAGUGCUGGAGGUGGACGAUGAUAGAUCUGUUUACUAUGUUAUGUUUUUCUCUUUGUUGUUGUAACCUUACUAUGUUAUGUUACCAGUCACACCCUUUGUAUUCACUAAGCAUAAAUUUACAGACUUUGAUUCAUUAAGAAACUGUUGAGACAA
Brassica rapa (field mustard) is the source of this 1468-nucleotide messenger RNA. RefSeq names its product putative ALA-interacting subunit 4. Gene Ontology annotation, cellular component: plasma membrane; Golgi apparatus; endoplasmic reticulum. The record is from RefSeq and is a predicted model, not a curated record. Lineage: Eukaryota; Viridiplantae; Streptophyta; Magnoliopsida; Brassicales; Brassicaceae.